Molecule: messenger RNA, 1500 nt
Organism: Polychytrium aggregatum
Lineage: Eukaryota; Fungi; Chytridiomycota; Chytridiomycetes; Polychytriales
Product: Thiolase, N-terminal domain-containing protein
Exons: 7
Coding region: 203-1399 (398 amino acids)
Biological process (GO): fatty acid beta-oxidation; ergosterol biosynthetic process
Molecular function (GO): acetyl-CoA C-acetyltransferase activity
Source: RefSeq, a predicted model, not a curated record
GGUCGCUGCGGCCGCCGAUGGAGCCACGGGCAGGACGCUUGGCGUGCGAUCGUAUGAGCCUUCGUUGGCCAAUCGUCUCGUUGCCUCGCCCCUGCAGAUCACGUGCCGACAUCCAUAAAAGCGCCCCUCGCCUCCGCAAGCGCCCUGACCAUCAUCGUCCUGGAUCAACCCCCGUCCCCCAGCGCAUCGCAUCUGAUAUACCAUGUCCCAGCCGCGAGAGGCCUUCAUCGUUUCUGCCGUUCGAACUCCCAUCGGCGGCUUCGGCGGAUCCUUGGCAUCUUUCAAUGCCACUCAGCUGGGUUCGAUCGCCAUCAAGGCUGCCCUUGCCCGAUCUAACGUUCCCGCUGACAAAGUCGAUGAGGUGUUCUUCGGAAACGUCCUCUCUGCCAAUAUCGGCCAGAACCCUGCUCGCCAGGCCGCCCUUGGUGCCGGUCUCCCCAACUCGGUUCCGUGCACCACCCUCAACAAAGUUUGUGCCUCGGGUGCGAAAGCCAUCAUUUUCGCUGCCCAGAGCAUUCUUCUCGGCAACGCCGACGUGAUCGUUGCCGGCGGUAUGGAGAGCAUGAGCAACACUCCGUACUAUCUUCCUCAGCAGCGCUGGGGCUCCAAGUACGGCAAUCAGGAAAUCGUCGACGGUAUCCAAAAGGAUGGCCUCUAUGACGUCUAUAACAAGUUCCUGAUGGGCAACGCCGCCGAGAUUCUGGCCAAGGAGCACAACUUUACCCGUGAGCAGCAGGAUGACUAUGCCAUCUCAUCCUAUGAGAGAGCCCAGGCUGCCACCAAGGGCGGUUUGUUCACCGAGGAAAUUGUUCCCGUUGAGAUUCCCGGUGCCCGUGGCAAGCCCGGCAAGACUGUGGUUGCUGACGACGAAGUCUUCAACUUGAACCCCGAGAAACUCAGAGCUGUCAAGCCGGCCUUCGUUACCGACGGUUCCGGCACGGUCACUGCUCCCAACAGCAGCACCCUCUCCGACGGCGCUGCCGCCUUGAUUAUCGCUUCGGGCGAGGCUGUCCAGUCUCUCGGUCUCAAGCCCCUUGCCAAGAUCCUUGGUUGGGGUGACGCCGCUCGAGAGCCCGAGUACUUCACCAUAGCUCCCUCGCUCGCUGUUCCAAAGGCCCUGAAGCAUGCUGGUGUCUCGGCAUCCGAUGUCGAUUUUUACGAGUUCAACGAGGCCUUCUCAGUCGUCGCUCUGGCCAACGCUAAAAUUCUGGGCCUGAGCGCCGAAAACAUCAACGUCAAUGGCGGUGCUGUUGCCAUUGGACAUCCUCUUGGCUGCAGCGGUGCGCGAAUUGUCGUUACCCUGAACAGCGUGCUCAAGCAGAAGGGUGGCAAGAUUGGCGUUGCUGCUAUCUGCAACGGCGGCGGCGGUGCCAGCGCCAUUGUUAUUCAGUCACUCUAAAGAUACAGCGUACCCAUUGUGAACGGGAUACCCUGUUUUGAGUCAGGGCUGCCGUUGUUUUCUGGUCCUGAAUAUACAGACACCGCUACCAUGACCAAACG